AUGUCAACCGCGUCCCGUGAGCCGUUCACUUUAGGCACGAUACUGCGAAGCCACUCAGGACGCACAUACAAGAUUGAGGAGGUCCUCAGCUACCGACGGAAUCCGCUUCCAUGUGUAUACCGCGCAAGCGCCGGCGCCAAAAGCUUCAUCGUCAAGGACGUGAUCAGCGGCGAAUUCGAGUACCAGCUCGACCUCCAGAAAUCACUAUCCGGUUCUUCGAACAUCCGAACGGUGGCCGAUACGAUUCGCGACAAUGGACACGAGAUGUUCAUCUACCCAUUCCUGACUGGGGAUUUGCUGCGCUUGGCUCGGAACCCUUCUUUGACCGCUGCGAUGAGACGGAAUAUCCUCCGCAACGCUUUACAGGGCCUUGCAUAUAUGCAUGAGCGUGACGUGCUGCAUAAUGACAUCAAACCGGACAAUAUCCUCGUCGGAUAUGAAGAGAGCGUCAAUGACGGCAUCACCGUAACUGAUGUGCAAGUUUCAGACCUCGACGAUGCAGUUAUUGUUCCACCCGGUAAAUGGCUGCGAGGCCCCCUUUGCGGGAAUGCGAUGUGGCGAAGUCCAGAAAGCUGGUGCCGCGCGGCGCAAAACCAGGCGUCGGAUGUGUUUUCUUUUGCGAUCGUGAUGAUUUACGUGAUGGAGAAUGAAAUGGUUUUCCGCGUUGACGAUACGCUAUUAGCAUCACCAGACUCAUGGCGCCAUAUCCUGAGCCGCCAUAUCUCUUACUUCGGUGACCUGGAUGGGCUCCAGGGUCUUCUGGUGCAUAUCGGGGAGAAUAACGACUUCUUCCCGCGACUGCUGGAACUUGCGGAGGGGUUUGGCAAGCAGAAUCCCAGGCAGCCUGUUGGGAGUUGGGUAUAUCUUGAGCCGCGCCUGAAGGAUCUCGUUGGUAGGAUGACGAACCUGGAUCCCAAUAAGAGAGUCACAGCGAAGGAGGCGCUGGGGCACGAAUGGUUCAACGACGUAGUGCAUACAUGA
Molecule: messenger RNA, 981 nt
Organism: Aspergillus mulundensis
Lineage: Eukaryota; Fungi; Ascomycota; Eurotiomycetes; Eurotiales; Aspergillaceae
Exons: 4
Coding region: 1-981 (326 amino acids)
Biological process (GO): protein phosphorylation
Cellular component (GO): cytoplasm
Molecular function (GO): protein serine/threonine kinase activity; ATP binding
Source: RefSeq, a predicted model, not a curated record